UUGAUCUGAACGUAGCCCAGAAUCCGCUGAGUAGAAGGCAUGGGUCUUGCACCGAGAGGGCGGCGACUGGAGGUAGAGGGCGGGUGAGAAAUUUUCCUUCAUCCCUCAGUCUGUGCUCCCAGGGUACGCGGAGGCAAGAUCGUCUCAGUUGCUCAGCCCCAAGCGGGGAUUUUUUCAGGCACGGUGGGCCAAGGAAGAACGGCCAGUGGAGGUGGCCACCUCCAAGGUGGCAGCAGCGCCCGGCGGCAGCAGCAGGUGGCUUCCCCUGGAACUCAGCGUUAGGAGUCCUUGGGGCCUCAUGCACACAGGCUGCCCGGCUGCGGUGCGCUAAGACGCACAGCUGAGAGAGCGGCGAGCCUCCCUGCUGUCACACGGGCUGGACACUGAUGGACCCCGGGGUCAUCGGGCGGAGCCUCCGGGCGCCUCCGCCACCGGCACCGCCUCCGCUGCUGCUGCUGCCGCUGCCGCUGCUUCUAUUGCUGCUGCUGCAGGUGGCCGGCCCAGCCUCUGCCUUCUCGGAAAACCUGCUCACCGCCCCGGGGGUGAUGGGGACCAGUGCGGUCCCCGCCGGCCCCGGGAGCGUGGUGGCUCCGGGAACGACCCCCUUCGAGGAGAGCCGGCUACCAGUGUUUACCCUGGAUUAUCCCCAUGUGCAGAUUCCCUUCGAGAUUACCCUCUGGAUACUGCUGGCUUCCUUGGCCAAGAUCGGCUUUCACCUCUAUCACAAGUUGCCUACCAUAGUGCCUGAAAGCUGCCUUCUUAUCAUGGUUGGACUUCUAUUAGGUGGGAUUAUAUUUGGAGUAGAUGAAAAGUCUCCACCUGCGAUGAAGACAGAUGUAUUUUUCUUAUAUCUCCUUCCACCCAUAGUUCUUGAUGCAGGAUAUUUUAUGCCAACCCGUCUCUUUGAGAACAUCGGCACCAUAUUCUGGUAUGCUGUGGUAGGGACCCUUUGGAAUUCUAUUGGCAUUGGGAUCUCUCUGUUUGGCAUCUGCCAGAUUGAAGCAUUUGGCUUGACUGACAUCACUUUGCUACAAAGCCUGCUUUUUGGCAGCUUGAUUUCAGCUGUGGAUCCCGUGGCGGUGCUUGCAGUCUUUGAGAACAUUCAUGUCAAUGAACAACUUUACAUCCUGGUAUUUGGAGAGUCACUGUUGAAUGAUGCUGUGACAGUGGUGCUGUACAAUUUGUUUAAGUCUUUUUGCCAGAUGAAAACAAUUGAGACCAUUGAUGUGUUUGCUGGAAUCGCUAACUUCUUUGUGGUUGGAAUCGGGGGGAUAGUGAUUGGAAUCUUGCUGGGCUUUAUAGCAGCAUUUACCACCCGUUUCACGCACAAUAUCCGAGUGAUUGAGCCACUCUUUGUCUUCCUAUACAGCUACUUAUCAUACAUCACAGCAGAAAUGUUUCACCUCUCAGGCAUCAUGGCGAUCACAGCUUGUGCUAUGACCAUGAAUAAAUAUGUGGAAGAAAAUGUAUCUCAAAAAUCCUAUACAACCAUCAAGUACUUCAUGAAGAUGCUGAGCAGUGUCAGUGAGACCUUGAUAUUUAUCUUCAUGGGAGUGUCAACAGUUGGAAAAAACCAUGAGUGGAACUGGGCCUUUGUCUGCUUCACCCUGAUCUUCUGCCUGAUCUGGCGUGCCCUAGGUGUCUUUGUUUUGACUCAGAUCAUUAACUGGUUCCGGACAAUACCUCUGACUUUUAAAGAUCAGUUCAUCAUUGCCUACGGAGGAUUACGAGGAGCCAUCUGUUUUGCUUUGGUCUUCCUGCUUCCUGCCGCAGUAUUUCCCAGAAAGAAACUGUUCAUUACAGCUGCCAUUGUGGUCAUAUUCUUCACAGUUUUCAUUCAGGGAAUAACUAUUCGGCCGCUGGUGGAGUUCCUUGAUGUGAAGAGGUCAAAUAAAAAGCAGCCAGCUGUCAGUGAAGAAAUUCAUUGCCGGUUUUUUGAUCAUGUGAAGACUGGGAUUGAAGAUGUAUGUGGACAUUGGGGUCACAAUUUUUGGAGAGAUAGGUUCAAAAAAUUUGAUGAUAAAUACCUGAGGAAGCUUCUAAUUAGGGAAAACCAACCCAAGUCAAGCAUCGUUUCAUUAUAUAAGAAGCUGGAAAUAAAGCAUGCCAUAGAGAUGGCAGAGACUGGGAUGAUAAGCACAGUGCCAUCUAUUGCUUCACUAAAUGAUUAUCGUGAGGAAAAAAUAAGAAAGCUGACCCCUGGUGAAAUGGAUGAGAUACGACAAAUAUUGUCAAGGAAUCUGUAUCAAAUACGACAGCGUACUCUGUCCUAUAACAGACACAACCUGACCACAGAUACAAGUGAAAGGCAAGCCAAAGAGAUUCUGAUCCGACGGCGACAUAGCUUGAGAGAAAGCAUAAGGAAAGACAACAGCUUGAACUGGGAUAGACGGGCAUCUACUUCAACAUCCCGGUAUUUGUCACUACCUAAGAACACUAAACUUCCAGAGAUGUUAAAAAGAAGACAUAAUGUGUCUAAUGCAGAUGGCAAUAGCAGUGAUUCUGAUCCAGAUACUGGGACCACAGUGCUAAAUCUGCAACCAAGGGCAAGGCGUUUUUUGAUGGACCAGCAUCAGAAAGCCCAGCAGCAAUACCGCAUGGAAUGGAGAAAUGAAGUGCAUGGAGAUGCCAGCAGAGGGCAGCCCUCCAUCACCUCAGCUCUCCACAGCUCAGCAGUCCAAGCACAGACACCAGGUGUGCUCCGGGAGCCUUUGCUCUCCAAAGCCAAAUUUGGCACUGUGAGAGAAGAAGGUUUGACUGAAGGCAAAAGACCAGUGCCUCCCCCCAGGCUAGUCAGGCGGGCCUCAGAGCCUGGAAACCAGAAACACAGAUAUGGAAGUGAUAACCCUUAGUGGAAACAGCCAAAACAGGACUGUGGUAACUGGCCUAACACAUCUGUAGCUUAUUACCCUGAAAUCUGACAGAACAAUUGAAUCCAUUUUAAACUCACUAUGGAUCUAAAUAUUUUCUGUGGGAGGCAGGGCCAAGCCAUCGAUUUAAUGGGAUGAAAUGAAAAGCCCAGCAGGAGGAAAACAAACAAAACAAAGGAAAAAUAAAACAUAAAGCAUCUUUUAUGAUUAGCUUCUAGCAAUUGCAUUCUUUCCAGGCUUGAAAAAAAAAAGUGUGCCUUUAAUGGUUCUGGAAUUGAAUAACAGAACUAAAAUAUUUUUAGCAAACACCAUUGAUGGUGAAAACACAUAUAUCUAUGCUUCAUUCGAGCUUUUAUUUAUUAAAUUUUCUUUUCAUCUAAAACCCAUGUCUAAAUGAAUAGUACCCCCAAUUUAAAAAAUACAUAGAACAUUUUUCUUGAAAAAGAAAGCAGAACAAUAUGGGGCUAUUUUUGAAAGAUGACAAGUCUGUCAGCAGAGGUUGGGGGAGUUUCCCAUACUGCAAUGUGGCAACAAAGAGUAUUUUUCAAAACAGAGUGUUCAACUACAGCAUUCAAGUCUCUAUCAGGAAAACCAUCAGAUAAGCUGUAUGGACAAAGUGACCCGACUGUCGUCAAGUGGCCUAAGGGCCGUGUGACCCCGCCUCCACAUAUUAAUGAAGAGCAGCAAUCUUUCAGUCUGUCUCUAUCUUGUGUUUGGCUGUGAUGUGAAAAGUGAAUCUCCACUUCUUGUUUACCUGGUGCAAACGGACUGACUAGGCAGUGUAGGCGAGAAUUGCCACGUGGUGGGUUGCAGACUUAGCUGACUAUGAAGUUCCAUCCACACUAUUUGUAAGCAGUGUGGGGGCAAUAGGGCAUCUCAGAGUUCCAUGUGUUUACAUUGUAUCAGUUGAUAACUUAUACUGUGCAAUAUUAGGGAGGAUGCAGGCAGUCCUGGAUCCAUGCCCACCCAGUACCACCUCUUCAGGUAGAAUCUCCCGUUUUGGGGACUUUAGGACAAUGAAUCCAGGUCAUUAGCUUCAAGUUGAGGAAAACAGGUGGUAUGCUAUGCUCCAGAAUUUUACAACAAUGAGAGAAUUCUCAUUGUUAUUUGUAGAUUUUUACCCAGAAGACAUUUUCAUGUGAGAAUUUAAAAUAAUCUGCUAUACCUACUUAAAAAAAAAACCUACUAGCUUAGAGAUGGCUACAUAUAAAACAAAUGCAAUUAUAACUCAACGUUUUUCCAUCUAAAUUGAACCCUAGAUAUAUGAGUAAUCUAAGGUAUAGCAUAAAUUUAAGUAUCUGUGAAAUUUAAGUAUAUCAAAUUGCUAUUUGAUUCAUUAUUCCCUGUAACAUAACUUUUUAUGUCUUGACCUUCUUUUUUUUUGCUAAAUUAUACUCUUUUAAAACUUGAUUGGUACCAAGAUUUAGACUAAUUAUGUCCCCAUAUAAGAUUGAAAUUUGACAGAGGCUCCCCAAAUUUUAUAUAGGUAAAAACUUGAAAGGGCUACAAAGACCUGACUUGUAUUAAUUAAGAUGUAAAAAUGGGUAUGGUUUAAUCGAGUAAUUAGAAGGUUCAAGUAGAGAUUUUCAUCUUUAAUUUGAUCAUGAAGCCUUCCUCAUUGUUUCUCAUGCCCUAGACCCUGAACCCCUGGAACAUGGUUUGGUAUAGGACUGGAAGCAGUGUGACCAACCCAGAACAAACAUGUCUGUCAGACAUGUUUUCAGAACCUCUAGAGAUGCCUAACAGAUACUCAGGUUAUGUGAGGAAAAAAAACCAAAAACAACAACAACAGUUUUUAAACCACUUUGACUUUGGGCUUAGUACCAAAAACCAAAAUGAAAAAAAAAACAAAGCCCUACCAAAAACCAACAUGAAAAAAAAAUCCCACCAAAACUUUAAACAUAGAAUAGGUAUUUAUAGAUUUUUUGGUAAAGAGAAAAAAUAGAGGCGGUUUAUAGAUUUUUGAUGAAGGUAUAUAAUUGAGUUUAAAAGAUUUGUGAUAUAUUUUUAACAAAGCAAGAGUAAGUUAUGGUUUUCAGAUUAGUCUAGAUGUUUAAAAUGUAUAGAAAAUGAAGGAGAAAGAGAAACUGACCCUUAAUACUGUCCCAAGUUUUUUGACUUUACAAUUUUCAUGCAAGAUUACAAGGAGGGAACAGGGAAAUCUUUUUAUAACUCAUUUGUUACUUCUUAAGGAAGUAGACAAAAUUCAAUUUUCACUUAAGAUUAUUUACAUUAUAAACUUGCAUGUCAUUUAUAAAUUUAUUUUUUACAAAGAAAGGACAAGUGUCAGGUGUUUUAAUGUGUAAUUUGAAAAAACAUCAGUGCCUUGCACAUAGUAAAUGUCUGUUUAAUUGAAUUGAAUUAAUAUACAUGCAUACUUUUCCCCCCUUUGAAACAAAGCAAGUUAAGAGAUAGCUAUCUAAGCUUGCCUCUAUUUUUUUCCCUGUCAUCAGAUAUUAUGAUAGCAAUUGUCUUUGGUGAUCAUAUGGAAAUUCUAGGUAAUGUCUAAGGCAAAGAGUAUACAAGUCUUACAACAACACCUACCUUUAAACAACUAUUAUUAUAACAGAAUAUCUGCAUAACAAAAAGAUUGCCAAACCUCAGCUAAUGGCUCACUUAUUUCAAGCAUUAUUUGACAACAAAAUUUUAGUACAACAACAACGACGACGAUGACAAUUUGACUGUUCUUUGGAGGUUAUUGUAACAAAAGUUAACUUGUAUACAGGCCUUUCUUCUCAAAUCAUUCUGAGGGCUCAUUCUGAGGCAUUUUUUUUAAAACUGAAAACAGGUAUAAAUUAGGUUUUUGUUCUUUUGGAAUGAUUCAUUCAAAAAUGCCACAUUGAGAUGGCUUUCUUUAGAUCUUGCAGAUUUGUGUAUUUUGUUUUGGGCAGCCUUUGGUAAUUGCAGGAUUCUACCCAGCUGUCUGGCAUGUGACUUUUUUUUAGCUUAGAUUAUGCUUUGUGGUGAGAUUGGACAACAGUACUUGGGUGAGGGUGGGGGAUUGUUAAUUUAUAUUUUAAAAAUCUUGAAUUAAAAUGUAUAGAAUCACAUUAAUUUAUUAAACACUUAAGCACAUUUUGCAUUUGUUGCACUACCCAAGUUAUGUUUAUAUUGAAAUUAGCAUCUCAGUAUCAAAUGUAAAAAUCGCAAUGUUUUUGUUGAUUGGAAGAUUAAGUUUGUCUAUAUUCUGUAAGGAAUGAUUAAAGAGUUUGCUUUAUUCAGUAAGUGGAAAUGCAAGUUGACAUUGUCAGCCAAGGUUUGGAUGAAACUAGCAUGACCUCCAUCACUGUAGGCAAGAAUGAAUCACAGAUCACAGCAGAUUUCCCAUUCUGUUGGAUCUUGUUUGUUUUAUUGCUAUAACAUAUUGGUUUUUUUUUUCUUUUUCUCUCCCAAUUCUUUUUUUCCCUUAUUACUCUUCAUUUCAUUACUAAGGAAACCUGGAUAUUCACUGUGAUGUUAAAUAGUUCACUUUGCUUAGUAUUGAACCUUAGUUUCUAAAUUAUUUUAGACUUUGCAAUAGAUCUAGGCAAUUUAUUCAUUUAAACUGAUUAUUUAACAUUAUGGAACCAAACAUCCACAAGGUUUAUGGAAUUUGUUAAUUAGUUGUUUGAUAUCAUUCAUUUUUCUUCUUUCACUCCUAGUUUUUUUUUUAAAUCACAAGAAUUCUGUUUUACAUAAUUAUAUACAUACAGCAAGUUACAGGUCAGCAUUCUUAUUUUGAUGGUGAGUGAAUGGGAUGUUCAGGUUACCAGACUGUUACCAUACCUAUCUGAAAGGAAGCACAGCAUAGUGGAUGGAGAGUGUAACCCAGCCUUAGGCUAGGUUCAAGUCCUUGCCUCUGACAUAUACUAGUGAUAAGACGAUUUAACCUCCUUGGCCCAGGAAACUCUCUAAGACGAUAAAUUGAAGUUGCUAAUGUGCAUUUUUGGACAGCUAGGUGACUCAGUGGAUAGAGUGUUGGGCCUGAAGUCAGAAACAGUCGACUAUCUUUG
This is a messenger RNA of Phascolarctos cinereus (koala), 6862 nucleotides long. RefSeq names its product solute carrier family 9 member A2 (gene SLC9A2). Gene Ontology annotation, biological process: regulation of intracellular pH; proton transmembrane transport; potassium ion transmembrane transport. Gene Ontology annotation, cellular component: plasma membrane. The record is from RefSeq and is a predicted model, not a curated record. Gene Ontology annotation, molecular function: potassium:proton antiporter activity; sodium:proton antiporter activity. NCBI's taxonomy places the organism in Eukaryota, Metazoa, Chordata, Mammalia, Diprotodontia, Phascolarctidae.